UUUUUUUUUUUAUUCUCUCGCUCGCGAACUGGGGUUGGCACCGUUGACAGUACCUGUUUUUUACGUAUCUGUGUUUUUCUUGAAAUCUUCUCAGAAACCCGCCUCCUAAGUUCCGACCUCUUUUCUGUCACGCUUUUCCGUGUAGGGCCUCCACUGUCGACUUCCAGCCCACAAACAAUUAUCUCUUUAUUCGCCGCCAGAGCUGGACCCGUGCAUUCUUUCGCCCGGAAAUCUCGACUCAACACUGGCAAGCAGAAUCCGCUUUUGCCAGGGAAAAGAAAAAACACCUCGACACAAACAGCCCCCGGGGACUUCUCCUCUCUGGCCCGCUGUGACUUUUGUUUUUGUGAACUAGCCGCCACCCCUGAACACGUGCCUGUUUGCUAGGAGCGAGAAAAAAAAAAGCAACAAAAAUGUCGUUGCCCGUGCAGAUGGCGAUGAAGUCUUCCGGCGCGAUCAACCAGCCGCCUGCCGUGCUUCCUCUCCAGCAACAGAUGCAGAUGAUGCCCCAUGCCCAGGCCCAAGCCCAGGCCCAGGCACAGGCGAUGGCCCAGGCACAGGCCCAGGCCCACAUGCAGCAAAACAGCCAGCGGCCGCCCGCCGAGGUGACGUCUGUGCUUGCUGAAACCACGGGACUGACUUGGUUGGCGAUCGGCUCCUUGGCUGAGUCCUUGGGUGAUUUGGACAAGGCGUCCCUGCUGUACGACACAGCGUUACGGCACAGCCCCAACAACCCAGAGGCGUUGACGCGCCUCGCCAACAUCUACCGUACGCGUGACCACUUCUUGAAAGCUGCAGAGCUUUACGAACAGGCUUUGAACUUCCACCCCGAAAACGGCGACACGUGGGGCCUCUUGGGCCACUGCUACCUCAUGAUGGACGACUUGCAGCGCGCGUACGCCGCGUACCAGCGUGCGCUCUACUACUUGGAGAACCCAAACGUUCCCAAAUUGUGGCAUGGCAUUGGCAUCUUGUAUGAUCGCUACGGUCUGUUGGAAUACGCCGAAGAGGCAUUUGUGCGCGUGUUGGAUUUGGACCCCAACUUCGACAAAUCCAACGAAAUCUACUUCCGCCUCGGCAUUAUCUACAAACAUCAAGGCAAGUUGCCCAGUGCACUCGAGUGUUUCCAGUACAUAUUGGCCAACCCGCCUCAUCCCUUGACCCAGCCUGAUGUGUGGUUCCAGAUCGGCUCUGUGCUCGAGCAACAGAAGAACUGGACUGGCGCCGAGGAGGCCUACAAAAAAGUCUUGGAGGUCAACCCUAAUCACGCCAAGGUCUUGCAGCAGCUUGGCUGCUUGUACUCGCAAGCUGAGGCGGCGCCCGUGGACCUGCCUGCUCAGAGCGGGCCACCUCCUUUCCAGCAAGACUUGGCCGUAGCUUUGAAGUAUCUCACUCAGUCCAUUGAUAUCGACUCCACCGACGCUCACUCCUGGUACUAUUUGGGACGUGUGCACAUGAUUCGUGGGGACUUCAAUGCUGCGUACGAGGCUUUCCAGCAGGCGGUCAACCGCGACUCGCGCAAUCCAACUUUUUGGUGCUCGAUUGGCGUACUUUACUACCAGAUCUCUCAGUACCGUGAUGCUCUUGAUGCCUACACUCGAGCCAUCCGCUUGAAUCCAUACAUUAGUGAAGUAUGGUACGACUUGGGCACUUUGUAUGAGACCUGCAACAACCAGAUUUCCGAUGCUCUUGACGCGUACCGCCAGGCAGAGCGUUUGGACCCAGGCAAUCCGCACAUUCAGGCCCGCCUUGAGCAGUUGAUCAAGUACCAACAAGAUGGUAAUACUCACCCACCACAGCCUCCGCCAGUUAACCAGCAGCCCCGCUUGCCGCAAGGCAUGGUCUUAGAAAGUACCCAGCCUCCCCAGCCAUCAGGACCUCCGGGUCAUCCCCAGUCGGGAGCUUUACAACAGCCGCAGCAGCUCCAUACGGGCCCAUCGGCCCAUCCACCGGCGCAGCUCCAGCUUGGCCAACAACCACAUCAUCUUCAACCGCAUCCACAGCCUCUGCAGCUGCAACCGCAGGUCACGCGGCUCACGCAGCCUCCGCCAGGCCAGAAUGUACCUUAUCCGCAGACACUUCAUCAGGCACCCAUCCCACUGCAAGCACCUCCGGCUCCUCAGACAAGAGCAGUAUCAAUUCCUGCAGUUCAAACUCCUGUGGUCCAAAAUCCUGCGGUCCAGACCCCUGCGGUCCAAAAUUCCGCGGCCUCGAGAUCAUCUGAUCCCGCUCAACCAGUGUUAACACCUACUGUCCAACUGCUUCCACCGAAUAAGCGGAAGUCGCCCCCUCAGCCAACUCCUGUCCCGCAGAUCCAGACUGCGAUGCCCCCUCAGACUACUUCAAGUGUAGGUUUGUCCAUGGCUGCUCAAGAGGUGAACCAGCAAUCAAGUGAACCGCCGCAGCCACAGCAAGCACUGGGUUCCGCUUUUGGAUCGGCUCAAAACAUCAUCACACAACCCAACGUACAGUCUGAGCGCACAGUGAAGAGCUCCUCCGCCACGCCACACCAGACACCCAAGCUGCCCGUCAACGGAGGCUCCGCGCCACCUAUCAGUAUCGCGAGUUCAGUGUCAAAUGGAUCUUUGAAGCAUGACUUGGAUGAUAAGGCGAGUCCCGUGCUUGUCAAAAGACCCAACACUGCCGAGACCAUUCUUGGCAAAAACGAUUUGGCUACGAAGGUGUCACCAACCCCACCCAUACAUCAAGCAGCCCCACAAGCACCUGCUCCAGUCUCUGUAGCUCAAGCAGCUCCCGAGCAAACUAUUUCAGCACCCACAGCUCAACUUCCUUACCAGCCUCCUCAUCUUCUUGGAUCUACCACUCACCAGCAAGAUACACAGUCAUUCUCUGCGGGUAACCAUCAGCUGGCAUCAGAGUCGAGUGGAACAGUAAAUGGUAUCACGCCGAACCAAUCUCAAGUACUGGACCUUCAAGAAGUGAGGGCUCGAGUUCCUACUGCAUCGCCAGCAGAAACAUUGAAGGGUGUUAGCCCAAAAGACAACCCAAAAAGCGCGGGGGACUCGUCACGCGUGGCGUUGCAACCAAUCACAGGGCAGUCUGUUUUGACACAAAACUUGCCAUCAAACGUUGAUCUCAAUCAGGGGAAGACGGACGCUGUAAAUAAUGAUGACGAAGAGGAAGAUGAUGAAGAAGAGGAAGAGAAAGAGCCCAUGGAGCCUCCCAUGAGAAAUGUGGAGGAAGACGAGAAUUAUGACGAGGACUAGGAAUGGAAAGGAACAUUUUCUAUGGUGGGGAAGCGUCUGGACGACUCUUCCUUGAAUAUAAUCAAGCAUGCUGUUGAUAUAAGAACUGUGCACCGGUCAGGUGCAAAACACCUGUACCAUGUAUAAUUAUGUAAUAUUUGGAUAAAGACCGUUAAAAACAUUAUCGCUUUAGUG
Molecule: messenger RNA, 3401 nt
Organism: Metschnikowia bicuspidata var. bicuspidata NRRL YB-4993
Lineage: Eukaryota; Fungi; Ascomycota; Pichiomycetes; Serinales; Metschnikowiaceae
Gene: SSN6
Product: transcription regulator
Exons: 1
Coding region: 414-3227 (937 amino acids)
Biological process (GO): regulation of gene expression
Molecular function (GO): chromatin DNA binding; protein binding; RNA polymerase II cis-regulatory region sequence-specific DNA binding
Source: RefSeq, a predicted model, not a curated record